Bombina bombina (fire-bellied toad) is the source of this 3354-nucleotide messenger RNA. RefSeq names its product oocyte zinc finger protein XlCOF7.1-like. Lineage: Eukaryota; Metazoa; Chordata; Amphibia; Anura; Bombinatoridae. The transcript is spliced from 11 exons. The coding region runs from base 287 to 1672 and encodes 461 amino acids. The record is from RefSeq and is a predicted model, not a curated record. Gene Ontology annotation, cellular component: nucleus. Gene Ontology annotation, molecular function: RNA polymerase II cis-regulatory region sequence-specific DNA binding; DNA-binding transcription factor activity, RNA polymerase II-specific. Gene Ontology annotation, biological process: regulation of transcription by RNA polymerase II; central nervous system development.
AUGUGACUUGUGACAUCACCGGUCCUUCUGCUGGAUGGGAACUAGCUGCUACACAUCGGGAAACACAAGGGGGUUGGAGAUAUUGAUUCAGCGCCUACUUGCUACUUGUUUAUGUAUAGUGAGUUGUCGAGGUCUUUAUCCAGGCGGCGAGGUCUUCAUCUAUACUGAGGCGUCUUCUAUCUUCAUCCCGACGGAGCGGAGACAUCCUGGAAGCUGAAGACAUCCUGAAGUUGAAUACAAGGUGUCACAUUUAUAGCAUCUAACUCAGUCACUAACGAAGAACAAGAUGAACAAAUAUAGGAAGCAGAUAGCAGAGCAGUUCCUGAGUCAGGCCCUGGGCAUUAUCUGCCUGCUGACCGGAGAGGAAUAUGUCGUUGUGAAGAAGAGGCCCUCACACAGCAGCAUUAAUCAGCUGAAAGGAGAGGUGCCUAUAAAGUGUGAUGAUGUUGCUGUGUAUUUCUCUAUGGAGGAGUGGGAGUAUAUAGAGGGACACAAGGAGCUUUACAACGACAUCAUGAUGGAGACUCACCAAGCACUAAGGGCUAUGGAGAUCCCAAGAAAUGAGAGCUCAGAAUUAACAGGUCACAGUGUUGUAAAUCUACACACAGGAGCACAUAGAGAAAUUGUACAGAAUAUUCAGCCAGUGAAGACCCCAUCAGACGUCUCUACAGAACUAACAGGUCACAGUGAUGAAAAUAUAGACACAGGAGCACAUAGAGAACUUGUACAGAAUAUUCAGCCAUCAGAUGUCUCUGCAAAUGACAUUAAUACUGACGUAGAUGUUAAAACAGAAGAUCUAAGUGUAACGUGUCAGCUGGAAGCUCCAAUGCAGGAAAUGUGUGACAGUGACAAUGAAGUUGAAAAUGAUGCUAAGAUUUCAUAUAACAUGGAACAAACAGAAAAUCAGUGGCUAAGAAAUAUAACAGAAGCUGCAGAGCAGGAAAUAUGUGACAAUGUAGGCACAGGUGAAAACGAUGCUAAGAUUUCAUGUAACACUGAAAAAACAGAAUAUCAGUGGCUAAGAAAUAUGCCUGAACCUGCAGAGCAGGAAAUUUGUGCCAAUUUAAGUACAGGUGAAUUCACAAACUGCAAUAAUCCUAGUCAUGAUCAGAGUGCAGAUGCUUAUUUACAUCUUCUUCAAAAUCAAAGAAGCCACAUGGGAAAUUUAUGUUCUGAGUUUGGGGAAGGUUUUCUUAAGAAAUCACAUCAUCUUAAACAUCUAAAAAUUCAUACAGGAGAAAAUCCAUUUUCUUGUCCUAUAUGUGGGAAAUGUUUUAACCGCAAAAACAUUCUUGUUGCUCAUCGGAAAAUUCAUACAGGAGAAAAAGGAUUUUCAUGUUUUGACUGUGGGAAAUGUUUUACUCGGAAAUCAGAUCUUAUUCGUCAUCUGAAAAUUCAUACAGGAGAGAAAGGAUUUUCAUGUUCUGACUGUGGGAAAUGUUUUACUCAGAAAUCAUCUCUUAUUAAACAUCAGAAAAUUCAUACAGGUGUGAAAGCAUUUUCAUGUUCUGACUGUGGGAAAUGUUUUACGUGGAAUUCAAAUCUUAUAAGGCAUCAGAAAAUGCAUACAGGGGAGAAAGGAUUUUCAUGUUCUGACUGUGGGAAAUGUUUUACUCGGAAAUCAGCUCUUGUUAAGCAUCAGAAGACUCAUUAUAAAAGUUUAACCUCAUAAGUGCAGAGGGUGACACAUAGUUGUCAUCCACAAAAUACCUAGUGUUAAUGAUGACUGCAUGUGACCCCCCUGGGGCACACAGUUUUGAAGCCGUUUGAGGCCCCUUCUGCACCUCAAGCGUUUAUGAGGUGCAGAAUCAAAAUCACUAGUCAGUAAGACUGAUUUAAAUCGAUUUAAAUCAUGUUUUUUUUUUUAAUUUUUUGAAUAACUUUUCAGAUUAUUUUUCCAGUUAUAUCAGACCAUUACUGAUGUGUUUAUAUAUCAUUAGAUAUGCAUAGAUAGAUCAUUGAAAUGAAUUACAUUAUUUGGAGGUGAACUAUCUCCAGGUUAAUUGGUUAAUCAUUCAGAAGUCGGAGAAAAAUUAUUAUAUUAAUAAUAACAAUAGAGAGAGUUUUAUUUAACUAAAACAUUUUUUUUUCUUUUUUAAUGCCUGCCCCUCCCUCCUCACACUUGUGCAGUUCUAUUCCACUCCAAACAAUCUUCUAUUCAGUGAGCUUCUUGAAACUUAGUAUGGGUUGAUGUUGUGUACAUAGGUUUGCAGGGGAGCAAUGGCAUUAAAGGAAAGGAAAGUCAAAAUUAAACUUUCAUGAUUCAGAAUGAACAUGCAAUUUUAACAAUUUUCUAAUUGACUUCUCUUAUCUAAUUUGCUUUGUUCUUUUUGGUAUCCAUUGUUGAAAAGCCUGCAUAGGUAGGCUCACUCAGAUGCAAUGCACUACUGUGAGCUAGCUGCUUGUCACUCUUACCCAUUGUAUUCAGAUAGGCCCCAGUAGAGCAUUGCUCUCCUUCAACAAAGGAUUCCAAGAGAAUGAAGCAAAUCUGAUAAUGGAAGUAAAUCUGAAAAUGGUAGUCUCUAUCUGAAACCCAAAAGUUAUCUUUCAUGAUUAUAUCCCUUUAAGGUCUAUUUAUCAACUCUGUAUGUUAAUUUUAUAACAUUUUGCUGUGAAUAAGGGGCUUAUUGUUUCUGCAGACACAAAUUCACAGUUUUGAGGACUACAAAACCAAUAAUAUGUGAUAAUAUCUUCAAGAUUUAAAAAUUGUCCAAAAUAAUCUGACAGAAACCUCUGGGGGAGCAUUACAUUGUGAAUGGAUUAAUGGAAUUAAUUUACCAAAAAAAUAAAACAACAAACAUUAUACCAUCUUGCUAUAUAAUUAAAAACAAAUCUAUAUUUCAGGAGGAAUAACAUUUGGAUUAUAAUGUAUAAUAUAUAUAUCUUAAAUAGCAACUAUCUUUAGAUAGAUUUUUAAUUUUUUUUUUCAAAAAACGCAUUUUAUUUAAAAAAAAUCGAUUUAAAUUAAAAAAAUCGAUUUAAAUAAAAAAUAAAAUCAGAUAAAAAAAAAAUCCAUUAUUUUUUAAUUACAUUUUUGUAUUAUUUAUUUUUAUCCACCCUGUCUGACCCAGUGUGUUUGCCAUUCCCGGGGGCAAUCCAGGGUCCCUAUAAAAAUUGAAUAGCCAAGUGAUCACCUGAAGCCCCAUGUGCAGAUCAAAGUUAUAAAUAUGGCAAAGCGCUGAUUUCCUUUUGAAGUUCAAUAGCUAAUUUCUGCCUAUUUAAAAAAAAAGUGUUACCUCAUACAACUAUAGAUCCACAACAGUUUUGACUGUAGAGUUGAGAAAAAAUUCUCACUGUAUUGUUUACAACCUUGUUUAUUUAAAUUGUAAUAAAAUAUGCAUUUCUUUUACAAGA